AUGGUUUUAAGAAGAAAUUUAGAACAAGCAUUAAAAGACUUGGAAACUAGAAUUAAGGAAUUAGAACAAAAUAACGAAGGGUUACGAUUACAAUUCAAAAAUUUAGAGGAAAAGCCAUAG
Molecule: messenger RNA, 120 nt
Organism: Funneliformis mosseae
Lineage: Eukaryota; Fungi; Glomeromycota; Glomeromycetes; Glomerales; Glomeraceae
Source: the annotation of a GenBank genome assembly